Molecule: messenger RNA, 453 nt
Organism: Gongylonema pulchrum
Lineage: Eukaryota; Metazoa; Nematoda; Chromadorea; Rhabditida; Gongylonematidae
Source: the annotation of a GenBank genome assembly
UAUGAUUUGGAACGCGGUAAAUACGACUAUAAUCAUUUUGAUUAUGCGGAGGUGGAAGGCUUCGUGGACGAUGAGCAGGAGGUGCUCACUGGUGGUGAUCCGGUAGAACUGUUUGAAGGCACUGACCUCGUGCAGAUGCCCGCUCUUUCGGAAUCUGUCGGCACGGAUUGGGUAGUAUUCGAAGGCUUCUUUGUAUAUGUUUGCCUAAUAAGCCUUUCUCACAUUGGUAUGUUUCCUGCAAUCGCACGAAUGUUGCUUUCAAUGGCCGAUUGUUCGCAUCUCACGUAUCCCUUCCUGAAGAUAGUUCCGGUAAGAGCAUGUCGCGUGGAACCGUUGGAUGGAUGUGGUGGAUAUAUUUCUGUGGAUGGUGAGCCAGUAACGUCCGGCUCUGCGUUUCAAGCAGUGCCAACCAGAUACUGCGCUACGGUGAUUGGACGAAACCAAAGGCCUUAA